Coregonus sp. 'balchen' is the source of this 3618-nucleotide messenger RNA. The record is from the annotation of a GenBank genome assembly. NCBI's taxonomy places the organism in Eukaryota, Metazoa, Chordata, Actinopteri, Salmoniformes, Salmonidae.
CACCGGAGUGACGGACCGCUUCAGGACAACGGCUGUGUUUGGCACCGUGGGACAUCUCUGUUCGAUGCUACAUUGAGCAGUAAUUAAGCAGCAGAUUAUCAGCGGUGUCUGUCAGUGCUGUUAUACAGACACCUUCAUCAGUUCAGAGCUCACUGACUAGUGACAAACUACAAUAAGGAGUGGAUGGAUGUUGCUGUUCUGGAGGAGCCUGCAUUGAGGUAAGUCAAAAGCUUUUACUCAUUUAUGGAACUAGUUUUCGACACAUCAUAGAUUGGAGGGAAAACACGUUAUUGUAAUUUUCUGUUUAUUACUCAUUUAUAUAUUUAUUGGCCAUUUAUUAAACUAGCAUCAAUGAAGACGCUGGCACGGUAUGGAACAUCAUUCCAUAGGGCUUUUAGAGGAUAUGAUGACGGAUAAAAUGUGAUCAUUAUUUUAAUUUCAGAUUUUACUGACCGCAGUGAGGCAACCGUCGCGUGAGCCAGAACUGGGAAAGAGGACAUUGGGUACGAGGCACCGGGAGACAGGCAGCAGAUAUGAUGACGGAUAUCUCCGGUCCGGAGUUUGAGAUCGACGUGGAGAGUCUGGAGACCGAGAGCGACGACCAGGACCAGCCGCACUACAGCUCCUCUCUGCCCGGCGCAGCGUACGACGAGCCGGGGGCCAAGGAAGAUGACAAGCCACCGGGGACCACCAGCCCCGGGUCCGGUGAACCGAGGAAGCUGAGCCGGACGCCGAAGUGUGCCCGCUGCAGGAACCACGGCGUGGUGUCGUGUCUGAAGGGGCAUAAACGGUUCUGCCGCUGGAGGGACUGCCAGUGUGCCAACUGUCUGCUGGUGGUGGAGAGACAGCGGGUCAUGGCGGCUCAGGUGGCACUACGGAGACAACAAGCUACAGAGGUGUGUGUGGAUCUCUCUAAAGUCUUAUACAUUACUAUUAUAAGGUGUAUGUGUGUGUGUGUGUUUUCGAUUAUUCGAGAGGGUGUAAAACUCGUUAGAUUCACCAGCAUUUUUGGGGGUAACAAUGUUCCCAAAACUGUAGAUCUCGAAUUUUACAUUGUAAAAAGCAUUGUAAAAAGCAUUGUAAUUUAUUUUAUUUUUUUACCAGCCAAAUUUGACAUGUUCCUUAGUUUGUCUGUUUGGCAUUGAAAUGAUAUGGACUGAGAGAGAAUUAGCACAUUGAUCAAGUUUAGUUUUAGUUUAUAAAAUUUAUUUUAUUUAUUUUCACACAAAUCAAAGUAACCUGUGGGGAUGAUAAACUCAGAAUGGGCAAAAACAAGAAACCUUCCCAUCAUCUAAACCUUCCCAUCAUCUAAACUGUAAAUUCAAGUCCCUAAAAAUACAUAUUGGUAUCACUUAUCAAAUAUUUUCAAAUCCUUGAGACUGGUUUUAAAUAAUAAUACAUAAACACCAUAAUAUGGCCUCUGAAAUCAUGAUUCUCAUUAAUUUAUUUGUUCUGUAAUUUUAUCAGGAUAAAAAGGGAAUUUGUGGGAAGCAGAUUCCAGCGGAGAGAAGAGCUAUCUACCAGAGAAACAUCAGACCAUCAACCAUGCUGGCUAAGAGCAUUCUGGAAGGUAAGGAGGUUCUAUCCUAUCAUAUCCUAUCCUACCCUACCCUAUCCUAUCCUAUCCUAUCAUAUCCUACCCUACCCUACCCUAUCAUAUCCUAUCCUAUCCUAUCCUACCCUACCCUAUCAUAUCCUAUCCUAUCCUACCCUAUCCUACCCUAUCAUAUCCUACCCUACCCUACCCUACCCUAUCAUAUCCUACCCUACCCUACCCUAUCAUAUCCUAUCCUACCCUACCCUAUCAUAUCCUAUCCUACCCUACCCUACCCUAACCUAUUCUUAGGUAAGGCAGUUUGUCCUGUUUACUAGUACUGGUGUUACUGAAUAGCCUACUUAUCAUCUUGUCUUCACUAUCAUAAUGAUGUUGCUUCAUCUUUCUCUCAUCUUCUCUUCUCUUUAUUUCUUGUAGCGUUUCUUGGAUUUCUGUCCCUUUCUGUUUCAAUCAAACCUCUUCCGCAUUGCUCUGUGGACAGUUUAACUUCCGUAAGCACAGACCUGUUAUAACAUCUAUAUUUUAUUGCUUUCAGAUAAAACCUAGUGGGCACAAUAAAAUCGUAUAUAAAAAACAAAACAAUGUUUUAGUCUUAAGAGCAAAAUGAAUACUUACUAGUAUACUAGUGUACUUCAACCGAGCGCCGGACAUAUGAAAGGACAUCUGUUCAAUGUCUAAACUGUUGAUAAUAGAACUAACUCCAGAAUGGAACCUUGAUAUCAUUUCAUUCACUGCAAUUAAAACAUCUACUAUACUUUACUAGUUACUUCAUAACUGAACCAGAACAUCAAGUCUUGCCCAGAAUUAAAUAGAAUAGCAUAUUAUAUAGCAUUAUAUUAGUACUAUAUAGUAUUAUAUUAGUAAUAUAUAGUAUUAUAUAGUAUCUCUAUGUUGUCUAACCUUUGCCCCUGUCCUGUCUCCUCUCAGGGUACCGUCCGGUGCAGGGUGACCCGUACCUGGGGGCCAGCCCCCCCCUCCCGCCCCCCCUCAGCGACAGGAUGAGGAAGAGGAGAGCGUUUGCUGACAAAGAGCUGGAGAGUGUCAUGCUGGAGAGAGAGUACAAGGAGAGAGAGAUGCUAGAACCCCCUCAGGCUGCCACAGCCUCUCUGCUCUUCCCCAACAGUCUGGUCCGCCAUGCUGCAGAGUACAAGUCCUACAAGACAGCCCCGGAGGAGCCUCACCACUUCCUGUCGCCCAGCUGUGUGGACCUCUCCCUGCAGUACGCCGCCGGCCCCGGCAACAUGGAGCUCAUCUCUUCCAAUGUCUCCGUGGCGACCACCUACCGCCAGUACCCUCUGACCUCUCCGCGGGGGUUCAUGGUGUGGCCGCGUGGCCCCUCCCUCCUGUACCAGCAGUGCCUGCUCAAUGCCACGGCCGUCCAGAACAUGAAGCCAGGUGCAGCCUGGGAGCCCAGGAUGAUGGGCGCCGCUGCAGAGAGCCUGCCGCCCGACCACGACGCCAUGGCAACCACCACCACCACCUCGCCCGCCAAGCUGAAGGGUUCGAGGUUCGCAGCGGGCCUCCUCGAGGGUUCUGACCCCCAGCUGCAGGACGGCCCUGCACAGUCCCAGGCCCUUCUCACCCAGGGGGGGCACCACAAACGAUCAGCCUUCUCCCCCCCAAAGAGAAGCUUUGGACAGGCCUUCCCCCCUAGUACACCUCACCCCCAGCCUCACCCUAACCCCCCCAGCUAUGAACAUGUCCUGAACAAGCUGAGCAAGGGCAAUGCCAUGAAGCUCAACUCCUUCCACUCACUCAUCCAGCAGACACUGAGUGAGAAGGCUAGGGCUGAGGUAGGAGCUGGGGCUGGGGAGAGAGCUGGGACCGGGGCCGGGGUCGAGCUCCGGGGCCCCUACUGUAAAGAACUGCUGGAGGAAGCAGCCAGAAAGUACCGUGAAGGACCUUCUAAGGACUUCUACAGUUUCAAAGGCUCUGAUAGAUACAGCAAGGAGUUCCUGUCUAAGUCAGCCGGGGCCAAGAUCGUGUCCAGCGAGUCUCUGUCCUUCUCUGUCGAGGCCAUUCUGAAGAGACCGUCACCUGCUAUGAACAGAGCUUCACAGUAA